AGCGUAUAAGAUAGGGGAGUGAAGUGCCUGGUGACGUCACGUCAUCACGUCGUUCGCCUGGAUCUUUAUAGAGCGCGCGCUUUACUUCAACAGGAUACAAGACGCGACGCUGCCCUGCACGUUUCGUCUUUAUUUUGCUCGUCAUUACUGCUUAUUUUUCAGAAAUCUCUCGGUUUUCAUCUGCUCUGUAUAACUUUAAUCGAGCAGUUUUGAUUCUUCAGUAUGUGAAGUUGAGCGCACUGGUUUCAGCACCAGUAAACGGUGGACAGAGGAUACCUGACUGUAAAGUUUACCUCAUUGACAUUGGACAGAAAAGACAAAGCUCGAGUUUUAUGAUGGAGUGCUCGGCAUUGAGCAGAGAGGGAGCAGGUUUGGCCAAACCGCCCAAGCAUCUGUGGAGGCAACCCCGAACCCACAUCCGGAUCCAACACCGGUACCACUCCGACAACGAGAGAUACCUGUGCUGUAACAGAGCCACGGAGAAAAACCGACCGGGUCUUAGGAAGCCACGCAUGUCCUGGCCAUCGUCUUUUCAUAAGCGCUUCGAUGUGGAAAAUGGGUUGUCGAUCGGGCGAAGUCCACUGGACCCCACCAUCAGUCCAAGCUCUGGCCUGGUCCUCCAAGCGAACAGCCAACGGCGCGAGUCGUUCCUCUACCGAUCCGACUCGGAUUUUGACCUCUCGCCCAAGAUGUCCAGAAACUCCUCAACGGCCAGCGAGCUUCAUGGGGAGGACAUGAUCGUAACGCCGUUUGCUCAGGUUCUUGCCAGUCUGCGUACUGUAAGAGGAAAUGUUGCAGCUUUGACUCACGGGCAGGACCGAGGCAACAAGAGACCACCAGUCACGAAUCCUCCAGCUGUCUGUAAGACAAACCUAUCAGAUGAAGCGUAUCAGAAACUCGCUGUCGAGACUCUUGAAGAGCUGGAUUGGUGUUUGGACCAGCUGGAGACCCUGCAGACACGUAACUCAGUCAGUGAAAUGGCAUCCAAUAAGUUUAAAAGAAUGCUCAACAGAGAGCUUACCCAGCUAUCCGAGACCAGCCGAUCUGGAAACCAGGUGUCGGAGUUCAUAGCAAGCACAUUUUUACAGAAACAACAUGAUGUGGAGAUUGUGCCAGCAACAUGUAAAGAAGACAAGAAACGUCGUCCAAUGUCUCAGAUAAGUGGAGUGAGAAAACUAAGCCCCAGUCCAAGUCUCCCACCAACAUGCAUCCCAAGAUUUGGUGUCACCACACCAAAUGAGAAUCUCCUGGCUAAGGAGAUUGAAGAUAUAGAUCGAUGGGGUAUAGAUAUCUUUAAGAUAGCAGAAUUUUCCGGGAAUCGGCCGCUGACAGUCAUAAUGUACACGAUUUUUCAGGAGCGAGAUUUGCUCAAAACCUUCAAAAUCCCAUCAGACACCUUCCUGACCUUCCUCAUGACUUUAGAAGACCACUAUCACGCAGACGUAGCCUACCAUAACAACAUCCACGCUGCAGAUGUUGUACAGUCCACGCAUGUUCUUCUCUCCACACCUGCACUAGAGGACGUGUUCACAGAUCUUGAGAUCAUGUCUGCUUUGUUUGCCAGUGCGAUUCACGAUGUGGAUCAUCCAGGCCUGUCCAACCAGUUCCUUAUUAACACAAACUCUGAACUGGCUCUGAUGUAUAAUGAUGCCUCUGUGUUGGAGAAUCAUCAUUUGGCUGUGGGCUUCAAGCUUCUACAGGAGGAGAACUGUGACAUCUUCUGCAACCUCAGCAAGAAACAACGUCAGUCCAUGCGGCAGAUGACUAUAGAUAUGGUAUUAGCCACUGACAUGUCCAAACACAUGAAUUUCCUUGCUGACCUCAAGACAAUGGUAGAAACCAAAAAAGUCACCAGUUUAGGAGUUUUGCUGCUGGACAACUACUCAGAUCGAAUACAGGUGCUCCAAAACAUGGUUCACUGUGCCGACCUCAGCAACCCUACCAAACCCCUGGAGCUCUACCGACAGUGGACAGAUCGUAUCAUGGUAGAGCUCUUCAGUCAGGGUGACCGCGAGCGGGACAAGGGUAUCGAAAUCAGUCCCAUGUGUGACAAACACACAGCAUCUGUAGAAAAAACUCAGGUGGGAUUCAUCGAUUACAUCGUCCACCCUUUGUGGGAGACGUGGGCUGAUCUAGUCCAUCCAGACGCUCAGGACAUUCUAGAUACGUUAGAGGACAAUCGUGAAUGGUACCAGAGCAUGAUACCACGCAGCCCUUCGCCCACCCCUGAAGAGCAGGACAUGCGGGCUAUAGUUGGUGGCGGGGGCUCAGCCGCAGAAAAGUUUCAGUUUGAUUUGACUCUUGAAGAAGAGGAUGGAGAGUUAGAAACGAAUGAAGAGAACGUCAAUAAAAAAGCAUCAAGGACUAUGAACGUCGAGCAUUUAGCAACAUCCGAGAGCUUUACGGUUAUAACUCCUAUGUUAGACCUGGACCAAGAAAUGACCAGCGUGUCCAUCCUGCAGUUGGAAACUUAACACGGCCAUCUUCUACCAGAGCUGCUUCGGUCAUGAUGCUUACACUCGUGAAGUUUGAGGUUUAGUAGAAGCUGGCAGGUGUGUCAGUACUUUUUAAAUAAUUGGACUCAACUUUAUCCAACCGGUUUUAAAAACGCAAACUCUUGUGAAGGAUUGAGGAGGAACAUAGAUGAAUGUUUCCACGGAGAAACAUGGUGUCUUCCCUUAUCCUGCAGAGGAAUGCUGACAUUCUCGUGAUGUGAACUUUAUCAGACUCUAGGAUAUUUAUUAUCUCGAAACUUUUAACUUAAUGCUUUUGAUUUUUUUAUGCUUUUGCCACUGAGAUAAACCGAGUUGAAUGGAACAGGACAGUCGUUACAACUAUUUAAUGCAUCAGCGAUAAGAUUGUGACGCUAACAACCUCAGGAUAAGAAUGAUAUUAUGUAGCAAGACUCCAUAGGGCAGUCACUAACCUGUUUAUAAACCAAUUGAACAGGAAAAAUGUUUAAUAAAAUAUCCAAAAACUUACUGUCAAAUAGAAGCCCACCAUAUGGAGAAUCCCUUUAAAUGUCUUUAUACUGAAAUACCUUUAUACCUCUUGACAGAUUAGCACUAUGUAGACAAACAGGAUUGAUUUGAACUUCAUUCCUGACCAAUGAAUGAACUCAAAUGAUCUUCAUACACUCCUAAAAAUAAAGGUUCCUAAGGGUGCACUCACAUUUGCCAAGGUUACCUUGCCCACUCUCCCACAGGCUUGCACUCACACUAAUUUUUUCGAUACGAGCCCAAGCACGCUUUGACAUAGAAUGUGAUUUUUACGGAAGUAAAGCGCUCUCGUAAUGUUAAAUUUGUGGCUUGUCGUUUGGGACGCAAUGACACCAUGCCUCACAACAUGCCUGCCAUAAUAUUGCUUAGUCGAUCUAUCGAUCUGGGGUGCGUUUCUCGAACAACGAUGUAACUCGCUGCUGAACCAACAUAGUACGAUGUAUAGUUGGAGAAACGAACUACCUUGUCACGACUGUUUCCCGAAAGCAUAGUAAAUUUGUCGCACAUUCGUCGUUUGAACCAUGUUGGUUUAACAACAUAGUUGAUGAUGUCACGUGGGAGGUGAAGUACUAAUUCAUCUGUGCAAAUCGAUUUAAUGUCAUAUUAUUGCUGUAAAUAACAUACGGUAUAUUGCAUCGGAAGACUGAUUUUGUUAUCGUGAUUUAGUUAUCUGUUGUUUAUUUUCAAGAUAUUCAAUUCAUGCGUUAGUUCCCUCAUAUGUCACUCCUCCCAGGGAUUCCCCAGGGUCUUAAAGCUUGUAUGACUGCGCAGUUUUCAAAUGCAGCACUUUAAUUCUGUUUACAAACUUAAAGACGUAAAAUAAAAUUUGUAUAUAUUUAGAAUGAUGGAUAUAGACUGUACUACAUGUUUUUCUACAUAUGAUAAUAACAAGGAACUAUGCUUCUAACGACAGGUGAAGAGCUGUCAUUCCAACGACACAACUUAGCGAUGUAGUUUGCGAAUGUCCGCUGGAACGAUAGUUUCGUGAAAAACCCGCGUUGGUGAACUAUGCUGAAACGAUGGAACUUGCAACCGUAGUUGGCUAACGAUGCUUUCGGGAAACGCACCCCUGUGUGAUUUUCUAGGCAGAUAUGGCUAGGUGCCUGUAUAUUCCCCUGCUAUUGAAAGUUACCAAGGGGACUAUUUUCGGCUGCUGCGUAAUAUCAUGGGCCUCCAGCAGCCAUGUUAAAGGGAUAGUUCGGCCAAAAACGAUAUUAAACCCAUG
Messenger RNA from Misgurnus anguillicaudatus (oriental weatherfish), 4224 nucleotides. It is a transcript of the gene pde4cb, whose product is annotated as phosphodiesterase 4C, cAMP-specific b. NCBI's taxonomy places the organism in Eukaryota, Metazoa, Chordata, Actinopteri, Cypriniformes, Cobitidae. Gene Ontology annotation, biological process: signal transduction. Gene Ontology annotation, molecular function: 3',5'-cyclic-nucleotide phosphodiesterase activity. The record is from RefSeq and is a predicted model, not a curated record.